This is a messenger RNA of Myotis davidii, 2761 nucleotides long. It is a transcript of the gene SLC28A1, whose product is annotated as solute carrier family 28 (concentrative nucleoside transporter), member 1. Gene Ontology annotation, molecular function: pyrimidine- and adenosine-specific:sodium symporter activity. Gene Ontology annotation, cellular component: membrane. Lineage: Eukaryota; Metazoa; Chordata; Mammalia; Chiroptera; Vespertilionidae. The record is from RefSeq and is a predicted model, not a curated record. Gene Ontology annotation, biological process: cytidine transport; nucleoside transmembrane transport; pyrimidine nucleobase transport.
GGAUUUCUGCCCAGAAAAGCAAGUUGCAAAAAGGCUGGUAUAGUCUGAGCCCCUUUGGUAAAAUGAAUGACAUUUAGUAGUAUUCACUUAAGAAAAAAGUCCGGACAGAAAGUGCCACAAACUUUGUGGUGGUCAUCUCUGAAAGUUUCACGUUAGGGGAAUUUUUAACUUCCUUUGUUGUGUGGGACGCCCAACCUACGUCAAAUCUGAACUCUGCCCCGGAAUUCCCCUUAAAAUGAGAACUCAGGCUAAAGUGAAAGCAUGUUGCACACAGCCUGUCUUCACAGAAAAACACGCUGCCGCCUGCCCCGGAGAGUGGCUUGUUUACCACAGAUAUCUGGAAGGUCUGGCACAUGGAGGACGACACAACAAGACCCAAAGAGUCCGUCUCUCUCGCAGCCGUGGCCAACAUGGGGGAUGAGCUGGAGGAAGACCAGCCCCUGGGCAGCGACUUGAACCAUGCGGAAGACAGGAACAAUUUGAACGAAGCCAGCCAGGAGCCCCUCUCAGGAAGGAGGACCCUGCAGGCUGCCCUGAGAGUGCGGCACUUCUACAGGGAGCACGCACAACUGUUCCGAUGGAUUUGCAUAGGCCUGCUCUGCACUGCGUUCGCGGCCUUCCUGUUGACUGCCUGCAUCCUGAAUUUCCAGAGGGCCCUGCCCCUGUUUGUCCUCACCUGUGUGGUCCUGGCCUUCUUGGCCUACAGCCUGUUGAAGAGGCGGCUGGGACCAAACCUGCGGAGGUGUGCCACGCCUUGGGAGCAUUCCCGCCGCCAGAGCCUCUGGUUUAAGAGGGGUCUAGCCCUCGCUGCUUUCCUGGGCCUGGUCCUGUGGCUGGCUCUGGACACCUCCCAGCGGCCUGAGCAGCUGGUGUCCUUCGCAGGCAUCUGCGUGUUCAUUGGCAUCCUCUUUGCCUGCUCAAAGCAUCACCGCGCAGUGUCUUGGCGGACCGUGUCCUGGGGUCUUGGGCUACAGUUUGUACUUGGCCUCUUUGUCAUCAGAACAGAACCUGGAUUUAUUGCAUUCAAGUGGCUGGGCGACCAGAUCCAGAUCUUCCUGAACUACACCAAGGCCGGCUCCAAAUUCGUGUUUGGGGAAGCUCUGAUCAAGGAUGUCUUUGCCUUUCAGGUUCUGCCCAUCAUUAUCUUCUUCAGCUGUGUCAUGUCCAUUCUCUACCACCUGGGCCUCAUGCAGUGGGUGAUCCUGAAGAUUUCCUGGCUGAUGCAGGUCACCAUGCGCACCACCGCCCCUGAGACCCUGAGUGUGGCUGGAAACAUCUUUGUGAGCCAGACCGAAGCUCCUCUGCUGAUCCGGCCCUACUUGGAGGACAUGACGCUCUCUGAAGUCCACGUUGUCAUGACGGGAGGCUAUGCCACCAUUGCCGGCUCCCUGCUGGGUGCCUACAUCUCCUUUGGGAUCGACGCCGCCUCUUUGAUUGCUGCCUCUGUGAUGGCCGCCCCGUGCGCGUUGGCCCUCUCCAAGCUGGUCUACCCGGAGGUAGAGGAGUCCAAGUUCAGGAACAAGGAAGGAGUGCAGCUAAGCUCCGGAGAUGCUCAGAACAUCUUAGAAGCCGCCAGCAGCGGGGCCGCCAUCUCUGUGAACGUCAUUGCCAACAUCGUGGCCAACCUGAUCGCCUUCCUGGCCGUGCUGGACUUCAUCAAUGCUACCUUCUCCUGGCUGGGGAACAUGGUGAACAUCCAGGGGCUCAGCUUUCAGCUCAUCUGCUCCUACAUCCUGCGGCCGGUGGCUUUCUUAAUGGGAGUGGCCUGGGAGGACUGCCCGGUGGUGUCCGAGCUGCUGGGGAUCAAGCUGUUUCUGAAUGAGUUUGUGGCCUAUGAGAAGCUCUCCAAGUACAAGCACCGCCGCCUUACUGGGGUGGAGGAGUGGAUCAAUGGCGAGAAGCAAUGGAUCUCCGUCCGAGCAGAAAUCCUCACGACAUACGCCCUGUGUGGAUUUGCCAACCUCAGCUCCAUUGGCAUCAUGCUGGGAGGCCUGGCCUCCAUGGUCCCCCAACGGACUAGCGACUUCUCCGACUUCUCCCAGAUUGUUCUGCGGGCACUCUUCACAGGGGCCUGUGUGUCCCUGAUGAACGCCUGUGUGGCAGGGAUCCUCUAUGUGCCCAGGGAGGCGGAGGUCAACUGUACAAGCCUCCUGAACACAACCCUCACCAGCACCAGCUUUGAUGUGUACCAGUGCUGCCGCAAGGCCUUUCAGAGCACCAGCCCGGAGUUCAGCCUGGACAACUGCUGCCGAUUUUACAACAACACAAUCUGUCCAUAGUGGGGCAGCAUGACUCGGUGCCUUCUGGGGGCUGUUCUUCCCCAGGAGGCAGCUGACCCCACCUUUCCCUCUCCAGGCCUGUCCUCGGGGAAGCCCGCUGGGAGGGAGCAGUGGCGUGAGUGGGCGGAGGCUGCCUUCUCUGUUCUCUCCUCCACAUCCAACAGCACCCUGGUCUUUUUAGUCCCUUCCUACCAUGGAUCUCUCCCACACACCCUUUCCUUCGCUUAUGGCCCCUCGCCCGUGGCAUCCAGGCCCCCUCCUUCCCUCUUCUCUGGCACUUGGGGCUUACUGAGGCUUACCCCUGCUCAUGGUUUCUCCUGAAGGCCCCUUCCCCUGCUUCCACAGACUCUCCACUGCCUUCCUUCAUUGCACUUCCCAAACUGGGGUCCCGUGGAACACUCCCACAAUAUGUCCAGAACUUCCAUGGUCCACUAGGUUCGGGAAACACUAGGCUAAAUAAAGUUAGACAGGUUGUUUUGUUU